Molecule: messenger RNA, 2744 nt
Organism: Bolinopsis microptera
Lineage: Eukaryota; Metazoa; Ctenophora; Tentaculata; Lobata; Bolinopsidae
Product: serine/threonine-protein kinase Nek4-like
Exons: 11
Coding region: 47-2386 (779 amino acids)
Biological process (GO): protein phosphorylation
Molecular function (GO): ATP binding; protein kinase activity
Source: RefSeq, a predicted model, not a curated record
AGCUGAACAUGAUGUUAUAGUAGCAAACAACACUACUUGUCAAAGAAUGGAGAACUACGACUACAUCAGCUUCCUGGGUCAGGGUAGUUACGGAGAGGUCCAGCUAGUAAAACAUGUCCUCGAAGGAAAAGAGUACGUUCUGAAGAAGAUAGGACUCCACAGAGCAUCGGCUAAAGAGAGAUUUGCUGCUGAACAAGAGGCAGUGAUGCUCUCCCAGCUGAAGCACAUCAACAUAGUGUCCUACAAGCAAAGCUUCCAACUGAACAGCACACUGUACAUCGUAAUGCAAUACUGUGAGGGGGGCGAUCUUCACACUUGGCUAGCUUCCAGAAAAGGACGGUUGAUGGACGAGCUGGAGAUAAUCUUAUGGUUCGUUCAGAUAGCACUCGCUCUCCAGUAUCUACACGCAAAAAACAUCCUACAUAGAGAUCUCAAGACACAGAACAUUUUCCUGACCCACAAGAAUGAGAUAAUAAAACUGGGAGAUCUGGGGAUAGCACGACAGUUGUCUGGAGAAAAGGAUAUGGCGCGCACCAUUAUUGGGACACCUUACUAUAUGUCACCUGAACUGUUCAGCAACCGCCCUUACAACUUCAAGAGUGAUGUUUGGAGUUUGGGCUGUGUUGUGUAUGAGAUGUGCACGAUGAAACACGCAUUUAGAGCAAGGGACUUUUCUGGUCUUGCUUAUAAAAUAUGCACUGGAAAGGUCCCCCCACUACCGGGCAAAUUCUCGACGGAGUUAAGUUGUUUGGUGUCGUCAAUGUUAGAGCAGGAGGCCGAAGAUCGACCAAAUGUUACAGAGAUUCUUCAUCUCAAGUUCAUUCGAACAUACAUUCAGAUGUUUAUCAAACGAAAUCGAGGUAGCAAUUCUGGUAAGCCAAAGAUAGCACCGAAAACUGGCUGUGAUAGAUCCAACUCCGCAGAAAAAUUGGAAACUUCGCAAGAACCAAGGAUCCCUCGACCUCAGCGGGCAAACUCAGUAGAAACUGCGACACCAAAUAAUGAGGAAAAAGUUGGUUUAAAAUCAGGACAUUGUCCUCAUAUCAGACAACAGUCUAAUCGACAUAACGCUGAGAAAAAUAACAAAGUUAAUAAAAGAAGUGACGAUACGGAAACUUCGAACCGACCCUCUGCUUCGAGUAAACGUUUAUCAAACUCAAAUCAUCUUGCAUUGAUACCCUCUGUUAAGGAUUUGCUCAAAAAAGAGGAAAACAAAUCGAAUGAGACGAAAGAUUCUGCGUUCGUGCGAGGAGACUCGAAAAGAAGGAGUUCCAAAGAUGGCUUAAAGUACAUUGAGCCAGAUCAGCCACUGAGAUCCCAGUCCGAUUAUCACGUGAUAGAACCACAACCAAUCCCAGCUCCGAUCAGCUCUGCUAGAAAGCGAAGGAUUGAAGAUAAGAGAAAACGGAGCAGAUCAGCUGACAGAACGAGCCCUGAUCUGUUUUCCUCGACGGGAUCAGACUCGCCCAGUCCUACUCUAGAUAGUAGACCACCUAGUCCAGCUGCUCAGUGCCCCUCCAGACCCCAGAGUCCCAUAAUACACACCAGAGCACAAAGUCCCGGGGUUCCCACUCGCUCUCAAAGUCCCGUUCUACCGUCAAGUCGACCCCAAAGUCCUGUGUGCCCACCGAGAUCCCAGAGUCCUGCUGUUCCUCCCUCAAGUCCAGCAAUCAGACCAGCAAGUCCAAGUCUCCCAACCAGUCGUCCUCCGAGCCCCUGCCAGUCAAGCAGUAGACCAGAUAGCCCGUGUAGAACAGAGAAUAAACCCACGUCGUGUACCAGAAGCAAUAGUCCAGCCCCCAGAGCUCCGAGUCCAGCUGCCAGAGCUCCGAGUCCAGGACUCCCUCGCAGUCCAGUUAUCAAGAAAAAGUCUGCUGGUGGCAGAAGCAAAUGUCGACCACUCCCUCCGACGCCUCCUAGUGUAAAAGCCAGCAGACGGAAAACGAAGUCGCUAAGUGAAGAAGAAAAGCUGGUAGACCUGAUGAACGAGACUUUGCUAAAAGACACACCAGAAUUAGACACGGCCCCAGAUCGAGACCACCGCCCAGCUCGCCCUCUUCCUUCCUACCGUCCUCUACCUCAGAAAAAUGAGGACUCCGAAUCUCACCGUCAGAGAAAUCAAGACUCCGAGUCUGGCGAACCGCCUCAGUUGUCAAGGCUGCGGAACAGGUUGGAGAGACUCAGAAAUCAGGUGCUACCCUGUGUCAGCAGGGAUGUGCUGGAGAAAGCAUACAGAGUCCUGGAUGAGAGUGAUCCAGAAAAAGUGCAGGGUGAACUCGUGCUACUCGUAGGAAACACACCACCAGGACUGUGUAACAAGGUUAUGGAACUGUAUAUAUGCCAACAGAGACUCAAGGAAAAAAACUCACUUUUCCAAUCUAUUUAGUUUUCCAAUAUAGUUAUAAUAGCUUUUUAAAAUCGGUUGAACUAUGCUAUGCAUAGAGGAGGAGUACGUAUGUUAACUGUUUUGAAAGAGAUUUUUGAUGUUAAUUGGGAUGUUUUGCAGUUUUGUUGGUGACAAUUUCAAGGGCAGAAAUUGCAUGUUAUUAAUUUAUGAGGUGGGGUUUUAAGCUCGUUAAGCUGAAUAUAUUCAUUUUAAUUGACAAGAUAACUUAUCGUUCGAUUAGUCGACGUUUCACUAGAACGUGGUUAAUCUCAAAUGGAGAUAAUAUAAUAUAAUUAUAUGAUAUAAUUAUGUCUCAAAUGGACAAUUGUAAUAUUUCAUAUUUUAAUAAAUUACCAUC